AUGUCUGAUUCUGACCAUUGCAAUGAGUUAUCGUCCUAUAAUUUGAUAAGAAAUAUCAUUCAAGACCUGUUUUCGUAUAACACCGUCAAAAGGAAGCGAAUCUUGGAGUACUACUUUUUUCGAGACGCCACCCUGGUAUCACCGGCCAUGAGCACGGACGGUGUAGACAAUAUUCAAUACAUGUAUACAGUAUGGCAAGCCAUGAAUCGAAAAGAACCCACUAUAACAAACAUCGUUUUUGAUGGACAUACAGCAGUAAUUCAUCUCAUUCAUAACUUGACGCCCAGAGUGUUUCCCAGUUUCGUGCAAUUGCAAGUACCAGCCAUCACGACACUGUAUUUCCGUGAAACAGAAUGUGAUAGUGGGCUAUUAAAGAUCUACAGACAAGAGGAUAGCUGGACAUUGGAAGGCCUAAUUCAGUCAGUACCAUUGGUGUCGUUUUGGUACAACCACGUCCUGCGAGUGGUAAUGGGUAAACUAUUAACAACCACAGGCGACAUUAUAACCUCUGCUAUUCAGCAAGCACACAAGAUAUCCAAGCAGCAGCAACAUCGUCACAGAAUCAAGCAGCACUGGCAAGAACAAGAGAUUGAUGCAGAAGAGUCUUAUAAAUCUGUCAAGGAAACAUUGCUAGUGAAAGGAAAAACAAGUUUAUUAAACGAUGAAUAA
This is a messenger RNA of Mucor velutinosus, 669 nucleotides long. RefSeq lists its product as uncharacterized. The record is from RefSeq and is a predicted model, not a curated record. Lineage: Eukaryota; Fungi; Mucoromycota; Mucoromycetes; Mucorales; Mucoraceae. The transcript is spliced from 2 exons. Bases 1 to 669 code for a protein of 222 amino acids.